Pocillopora verrucosa is the source of this 3015-nucleotide messenger RNA. Its product is annotated as maltase-glucoamylase. Gene Ontology annotation, molecular function: carbohydrate binding; alpha-1,4-glucosidase activity. The record is from RefSeq and is a predicted model, not a curated record. NCBI's taxonomy places the organism in Eukaryota, Metazoa, Cnidaria, Anthozoa, Scleractinia, Pocilloporidae. Gene Ontology annotation, biological process: carbohydrate metabolic process.
GAAAUUUGUAAUGGCGUCCCGUUACAACCAAACGAUGCUUCUUUGCUUAAUCGUUGCCGUUGGACUAUCGUCGGUUUUCGCACAGCAUGUCUUGGACACAGACAAAAUCGACUGUUAUCCUGAAAUUGGAAACCAAACUCUCUGCGAGGCUCGUGGGUGUACAUGGGAGGAAUCUCAAUCAAAGGGUGUUCCUUGGUGUUUUUUCCCCAAGUCAUAUUUAGGUGGAUAUAAGAUAGAUGGAGAGGUUCGAGAAACCCAGCUAGGAUACCGAGCCACCCUUAAUAGACACUCCAACACGACUAUCUAUGGGGACGACAUCGACGAGAUUGUCCUUGAUGUCGAGUUUCAAACAGACGACCGUGUUAGAUUUAAGCUCUACGACGCCAAGAAAAAAAGAUAUGAAGUACCAGUCCCUAUGCCAAUUGCGACAUCAAAGGCUUCUAAUGCAAAGUAUACUGUUGAGUUCGAGAAGGAUCCUUUCUCCCUGAAAAUACUGCGGAAAGACAACGAUGUCGUCAUAUGGGACUCGUCUGUGGGCGUGUUUAUAUUUGAGGACCAGUAUAUACAGAUCUCGAAUCAGCCCCCUUCUUUAUUCGUGUACGGUUUUGGUGAACAGGAACAUAAGUCAUUCAAACAUAACCUUUCAGCCUGGGAAGUUCUUCCUAUCUUCACAAGAGACCAGUUUCCAUUUGGUGGUGGAAAUUUAUAUGGCCACCAUCCUUUCUACACUUGUAUGGAAACCGAUGGCAAAUCUCACGGGGUUUUUCUAAUGAAUAGCAACGCGAUGGAUGUCACCCUACAGCCAAAACCAGCCAUAACAUAUCGCACAAUUGGAGGAAUUCUAGAUUUCUACAUAUUUCUUGGUCCUUCUCCCGAGGAUGUCAUAAAGCAAUAUACUGAGGCUAUAGGUCGUACAUUUUUGCCGCCAUAUUGGUCGCUUGGAUUUCAGCUUUCUCGUUGGGGAUAUAACAAGAUUGAGACGGUAAAGAAUCUGGUGGAGAACAUGACUGAACACGAUUUACCUCAGGAUGUGCAAUACGGCGACAUCGACUAUAUGAUCCGACAGAAAGACUUUACUUAUGAUCCAGUCAACUUCAAGGGCUUGCCUCAAUUGGUCCGCUCAAUCAAGAACGAUGGCUUGCGAUACAUUAUUAUCCUGGAUCCAGCUAUUGGAGCCAAUGACACCGACUAUCCUCCUUACGACCUGGGAAACGAACUGGAUGUGUUCAUCAAAGAUGGCGAUUCUGGAAAAAACCUGUACGGGAAGGUUUGGCCGACGUUUGAAAACAUCACAAUGAACGACAGCUUGUCUUGGGACGAAAAAACAAGGCUGUACAGACAAUUUGCUGCGUUUCCGGACUAUUUUCAUCCAAACAUCAGCAAAUACUGGAAGGAUCUCAUAAAAGACUUUCAUAAAAUCAUUGAAUUUGACGGAUUGUGGAUUGAUAUGAAUGAGCCGGCAAACUUUGUUGCUGGAAGAGUGGGUGGAUGCAGCAAAAACAAGUGGGACUAUCCUCCUUACAAACCAAGGAUUAUGGGAAACAUCAUGGCGGACAAGACUGUGUGCAUGAACGCAAAACAAUACAAUGAUUUACAUUAUAAUGUCCACAGCUUGUAUGGAUGGAGUCAGACAUUGGUUACCCUGGCUGCGGCGAGGGAAAGCACAGGAAAACGAAGUAUCGUGAUCUCGAGAUCAACUUUCGCCAGCAGUGGAAAAUAUGCCGGGCAUUGGCUUGGAGACAACAAGGCAUCAUGGGACCAGCUUCAUACAUCGAUUAUUGGAAUGUUAGAAUUCAACCUGUUCGGUAUUCCUUAUGUUGGGGCAGAUGUUUGCGGGUUCUUUGAUCACCCGACAAGUGAGAUGUGUCUUCGCUGGACUCAACUGGGAGCCUUUUACCCUUUCUUCAGAAACCACAAUGGCUAUGGAAACAAGGCUCAAGAUCCAACAGCAUUUGGUGAAGAAUUUGCAAGAAACGCUCGUAUAGUUCUCCGCACACGUUACAAAUUAUUGCCGUUCUUGUAUACACUGUUCUAUGAAGCGCACAUGGACGGCUCCACUGUAGUGCGGCCUGUUAUGCACGAGUUCGCAGGAGACAAAGAAACUUGGGGAAUUGACCGACAAUUUUUGUGGGGACCAUCGCUACUUAUAUCACCUGUUUUAGAUGAGGGUAGGACCGCAGUUAAUGCAUAUUUUCCUGACGAUCGAUGGUAUGACUUCUACACAGGCAAGGAGAUGAGUAGCCGUAAAAGUCACUUGGCUUUAGAUGCCCCACUUGAUCACAUUCCUCUUCAUGUUCGAGGCGGCCACAUUAUCCCAACCCAGGAACCAGCCAUUAACACGGCUUUAAGUCGUCAAAACCCAUUGGGCCUGAUUGUAGCGUUGGGAGACGAUGGAAAAGCUACAGGACAGCUCUUCUGGGACGAUGGAGAAGCCAUCGACACCGUGAAAAAUAAUCAAUACCUGCUGAUAAAGUUCUCAGGCCAAGAGUCUGGGAUAAAAUUCUCUGUUGAGAAGAAUGGUUUCGCCGCACCAGACCUUCCUAAAUGGGGCUCAGUAGACGUGUACGGACUCUCUUCGGGUAUUUUUGUCUCACUCAGCGUCAACGGGAGGGGCAUGUCAGAGAAAGCAACCUACGACAAUAACAAAAAGGUCUUGAAAAUCACUGGUCUGUCACUCGACAUCAAUAUGGACCAUUUUAUUGAAUGGGAAUUCGAGCCUAACCCUAAAGCAGCUGAAAGCAAAAUUCAGCCCCGUAUUACUGCAGUAGUUAUUCUUUUGUUGGCUGCGGUUAUAAGCUGCAAUUAUUGAACAGACGUUCAUGAUGCUCUGAGCUGGUCCAUUAAGUACAUUGUGUAGCCACACAGAAUUUGAUCCCAUGUGCCUCUGGAUAGUUCCUAUAUCCUAAAUAGAAAAUGCAUGAGACUGCAUGCGUGACAACUAAGUUGGUUAGUUUACUGCGGAGUGAUACAUGUCAUACAUUUAUAUUGUGUAACGAUUGGUCAAAUAGAAAAACA